Ustilago hordei is the source of this 225-nucleotide messenger RNA. RefSeq lists its product as uncharacterized. Gene Ontology annotation, molecular function: oxidoreductase activity. The transcript has a single exon. Lineage: Eukaryota; Fungi; Basidiomycota; Ustilaginomycetes; Ustilaginales; Ustilaginaceae. The record is from RefSeq and is a predicted model, not a curated record. Bases 1 to 225 code for a protein of 74 amino acids.
AUGGACUGGACUCUCGCUCCAUACGCCACGGGAGGCUACGGAUCUUUCAACCCUCCAGGCGUCCUUACCAGCUUCGAGGAAGACGAACGAGAUGAAAUGUUCAAGGUCGACAAGCUCUACUUUGCAGGAGACGCCACUAGCGAGAUUUGGCAGGGCUACAUGGAAGGCGCUUUGCUCUCCGGCAGGCGUGUGACCAGUCGAAUCGUCUCGAGUUUGGAUGUGUAG